Messenger RNA from Artibeus jamaicensis (Jamaican fruit-eating bat), 1191 nucleotides. It is a transcript of the gene QRFPR, whose product is annotated as pyroglutamylated RFamide peptide receptor. The transcript is spliced from 6 exons. Gene Ontology annotation, biological process: G protein-coupled receptor signaling pathway. Gene Ontology annotation, cellular component: membrane. The coding region runs from base 1 to 1191 and encodes 396 amino acids. Lineage: Eukaryota; Metazoa; Chordata; Mammalia; Chiroptera; Phyllostomidae. Gene Ontology annotation, molecular function: neuropeptide Y receptor activity; peptide binding. The record is from RefSeq and is a predicted model, not a curated record.
AUGCGGUCGCUCAACAUCACUCCGGCGCUGCUGUCCCAGCUGCUGCGGGACCACAACCUGACCCGCGAGCGCUUCAUCGCGCAGUACGGACUGCGGCCGCUGGUGUCCGCCCCGGAGCUGCCGGCGCGCGCCAAGCUGGCCCUGGCGCUGACCGGCGGGCUGCUCUUCGCGCUGGCGCUCUUCGGCAACGCGCUGGUGGUCUAUGUGGUGGCCCGCAGCAAGGCCAUGCGCACCGCCACCAACAUCUUCAUCUGCUCGCUGGCGGUCAGCGACCUGCUCAUCGCCUUCUUCUGCAUCCCGGUGACGACGCUCCAGAACGUCUCGGACACCUGGCUGGGGGGUGCCUUUGUCUGCAAGAUGGUGCCCUUCGUCCAGUGCACCGCGGUCGUCACCGAGACCCUGACCAUGACCUGCAUCGCCGUGGAGAGGCACCACGGGCUGGUGCACCCUUUCAGGAUGAAGUGGCGAUACACCCUCCGGCGGGCUUUCACCAUGCUAGGUGUGGUGUGGCUGGUGGCAGUCGUCGUGGGAGCCCCCAUGUGGCACGUGCAGCGACUGGAGAUGAAGUACGACUUCCUGUAUGAAAAGCAACAUGUGUGCUGCUUGGAGGAGUGGGCCGGCCCCGAGCACCAGAAAGUCUACACCACCUUCAUCCUCGUCAUCCUCUUCCUCCUGCCCCUGGGGGUGAUGCUCGGCCUGUACAGUAAAAUCGGCUACGAGCUCUGGAUCAGGAAGAGAGUGGAGGACAGUUCGGGGCUCCGAACCAUGCACGGACGGGAGCUGUCCAAGAUGGCCAGGAAGAAGAAGCGGGCGGUCCUCAUGAUGGUGACGGUGGUGACCCUCUUCACCGUGUGCUGGGCGCCCUUCCACGCCGUCCACAUGGCGCUGGAGUACGGCGACUUUGAAAAGCACCACGACGAGGUCACCGUCAAGAUGACCUUGGCCGUGGUGCAGAUUGUUGGGUUCUCCAACUCCAUCUGCAACCCCAUUGUGUACGCGUUCAUGAACGAAAGCUUCAGGAAGAACUUCCAGUCUGCAGUGUGUCGCUGCGUAGCCAGAGGACCCCGCCACCCUGCGCGGAGGAGGACAGCCAGGUGCCGCCCCGAAGAGAACGCCGAGGAGGAGACCAAGGGAGAGGCGUUCGGCGAGGGCAAUGUCGGGGGCGGGCGGCAGCUGCCCGGGCCCGUCUGA